Molecule: messenger RNA, 1813 nt
Organism: Cornus florida
Lineage: Eukaryota; Viridiplantae; Streptophyta; Magnoliopsida; Cornales; Cornaceae
Product: sucrose transport protein-like
Exons: 4
Coding region: 17-1546 (509 amino acids)
Biological process (GO): sucrose transport; transmembrane transport
Cellular component (GO): vacuole; plasma membrane
Molecular function (GO): sucrose:proton symporter activity
Source: RefSeq, a predicted model, not a curated record
GAUAGGGAGAGAGAGAAUGGAGAGUGGUGUAGCUAUGAAGAAUGAUAAACAACAACCUACUUCAUCUCUGCAACUCAAAAAAGACACACCACCACCACCACCACCACCACCACCACCACCAAGCCCACUGCGAAACAUAAUAACGGUGGCGUCAAUUGCCACCGGCAUAUGCUUCGUGUGGGCCCUACAACUCUCCCUCCUGACCCCAUACGUCCAGCUCCUAGGCAUCCCCCACAUGUGGGCCACCUUCAUGUGGCUCUGCGGCCCCAUCUCCGGCAUGGUGGUGCAACCCGUCGCCGGCUACUACAGCGACCGCUGCACCUCCCGCUUUGGCCGCCGCCGCCCCUUCAUCGCUGCCGGUGCCGCCCUUGUCUGCGUUGGCGUCUUCAUCAUUGGCUAUUCUGCCGACUUGGGCCGCCUCCUCGGAGACCCUACAGCCAAAAAGACCCCCAAGCCCCGCGCCAUCGUUAUCUUCAUCAGCGGCUUCUGGGUCCUCGACGUGGCCAACAACACGGUACAGGGACCCUGCCGUGCCUUCCUCGGAGACCUCGCGGGCAACGACCAACGCCUGACCAGAACUGCCAACGCCUUAUUCUCCUUCUUCAUGGCGGUCGGACACGUCCUCGGAUACGCUGCAGGAUCAUACAGUCACCUCCACAAUAUGUUUCCAUUCACAAUCACUGAAGCAUGUGAUGUCUACUGUGCAAAUUUGAAGAGCUGUUUUUUUCUCUCCAUUAUUCUGUUACUAUCCCUAACUGUCUUCGCGCUCACAACAGUACAUGAGAAGCCUAUAAGUCUACCGAAAUCUGGAAAUAACGUGGAGGGGAAGUUACCCUUUUUCGGGGAAAUAUACGGUGCGUUGAAGGAGUUGCCUAGGUCCAUGCGGAUGAUAUUGUUGGUGACGUGUCUGAAUUGGAUCGGUUUCUUUCCGUUUCUGUUGUACGAUACGGACUGGAUGGGGAAGGAGGUUUAUGGAGGGAAGGUUGGGGAGGGGACGAUGUAUGCUAAGGGCGUGCACGCGGGUGCAUUAGCGCUGAUGCUGAACUCGGUGGUGGUGGGGAUCACUUCGCUGACGGUGCAGUUUGUUGGGCAUGGCGGUGGUGGGAAGCGGAUGUGGGGGUGGGCCAACUUUCUGUUGGCAAUUUGCUUGGCCAUGACGGUGUUGAUUACCAAAUUGGCUGAUUCCACAAGGCGGUUUGCCCCCGAAGGCGGUGGUGGGACUGAUCCCUUGCCGCCACCUGUUGGUGUUAAGGUUGGCGCGUUUGCUCUCUUCGCCAUCUUGGGCAUCCCUUUCUCGGUGACUACUAUUGUUCCCUAUGCUCUAGCUUCCAUAUUUUCUACCACUUCUAAUGCUGGACAAGGUCUCUCUAUGGGAGUUCUCAAUUUAGCAUCAGUUAUACCACAGAUGAUUGUGUCUGUAACGAGUGGACCAUGGGAUGCCCUAUUUGGAGGAGGCAAUUUACCGGCAAUUGUCGUUGGAGCCAUUGCAGCCGCAGUAAGCGGCGUGCUUGCGCUUACCGUGCUUCCAUCUCCGCCACCAUCUUGAUACUCAAUCCGUCAAGAAAGAUAUUUAGAAGUCUAAUUCAAACGCUCUAUCACGACUCAGCCGCUAAAUGUUUUUCGAGAGCCACAUUUCAUUUUUUAUAAAUUGAAAUGCAAGUUUGGAUUGUGAUAUCUAGUUUUCGGUAUGUCUCCUCUUAAUUUUAUCAUUUUAGUCCAAUUACAAGACUCCGACGUACAUUCAACUGACUAGUGGCAGAAUCUUGUAUUUAUGUUGGUUGUAUGCCAAUUUUUAUCAGAUUUUAGAAAAUAA